AUGUCGAUUCUUGUGAGGCCUUCAAAACGCAAGUUGGACGAGAUUGAGGGGCUCGCAGAACAGUUAAACAGACAACAUUCGAAUCCCUCUCAAUUCUUUCACCCACAUCUGUCUGAUCCCCCCGAUUUGGAUCAUGAGAAGGAUCCACCUCGCCAGAAAAAUGUCGACUUAAGUCGUUCACCGGAGCGGCCAGAUACGCCUGAUCACUUUCUCUUGCACGAAUCACGAUCCGGUCCGGGGAUACCGGCUUGUUUUGAAGGCCCAGUCCAGACGCAGAGGAAAUUCCUUCCGAACGCCUCCAUUGUGUUGAUUGGCAUUCGCGGUACUGGCAAGUCCAGCCUCGCCGUUAUUUUAGCUGCAGCCUCUGGAAGGCGCCUCAUAGAUGCGGGCCAAGUUUUCCAACAAUUAACAGGUCGCUCCCGAGCCGAAUAUAAGAGGGACUUCGGUCUUGCUGAAUACCGUCAGCAGGAGGUGAGGAUUAUGGAGUCGAUGCUCGAAGAACAUAAGGAGGGCUGGGUCAUCGCGUGCGGCCCAGGUUCAAUGGAGCGCCGGGGGCAGAUGCUACUUCGAGAAUAUGCAAAAACACAUCCUGUCAUCCAUAUCAUUCGGGAUUCUCAGAGCAUCCAGUCUUACCUGAAUGCAUGGGAUAUAGAUAAAGUUCGACAUUUUCUGGAGUUAUCGGGGCCAAUCUAUCGGACGUGCUCAAACCUGGAGUUCUUCAACGUCUCCGAAAAGGGUACGGGAAACCCGACACUUUCCAAGGAGAGCCACCAAAACUCUCCAAUAGGGCUUGAAAUGGACCAGCGUUCGGAGACAUUCACGCCGUUCUUGACUCUGAAAAGGCUGCAGCGCGACUUUCUUCGUUUUAUUGCCUUCGCAAUAGGAGAUGCCACGUAUCUGCGCAAGCAACACCAAUCAUUCCCCUUAUCAAUGCAGCCGGUCCAGAAACGCAUGUAUACCUAUGCUGCUAUUGCACCAUUGUCUUCCCUUAUGGAGAGAAAUUUCGAUAUCGAGGACCUAGAGUCAGCCGCAGAUGCAUUUGAACUAAAAGUAGACGUGACGGAUGGCUCUUCUUCUCAACUAGGCGUUGACCCUACCCUCUUAGAUAGGAUCAGCCAGACUGUGGGUACCAUCCGACGAAGCAUUAUUAUCCAGUUGAUCUACCAUGUGGACAGUAGUAUAGCCUCGAAUGCCUCGACUGCACCGCAGAAUAAGCAGUUGCGUCGCUCUGAUACCGCAUAUCUCAAUCUAGUACAGCAUGGACUACGGCUGUCUCCUGGGUUUUUAACUGUGGAUCUGUCUUAUGACGAUUCUAUACUGUCACAGAUCAUUGCCUCCAAGGGAGCAAGCAAGAUCAUAGGGCAUUUUGAAGCCCUGCAACGACCCUCGGAAGGCUGGGAUGACCACAAGUAUCAGGCAUUAUACGAACGAGCGAGAAAGCUAGACUGCGACAUGGUCAGAUUGAUACAGCCGGCAGAAUCAAUCGAAGACAACUUCGCUGUCCAACGCUUCCGACAUCAUAUCCGGUCUCUCCCAGGAGGAGACGUGCCUCUCAUAGCCUAUAACUCUGGACCUUUGGGCCGAUUAUCCUGUUGUUUCAAUGAGAUCUUGUCGCCCGUAGUCCAUCAAUCGUUGAUGCCAGACACCCAUACCAAGAAUCUAUCAUGCAUCACAUUACGCGAAGCACAAGGAGCUCUCUAUUCCUCCUUCACCCUCGAUCCCAUGCAAUAUUUUGUGUUUGGCGCCAACGCGACCUACAGCCUGUCGCCGGCCAUGCAUAAUUCCGCGUAUCGACAAUGCGGCCUCCCUCACGUAUAUAAAAUCCAUCAGUCGUCGUCGCUUAGAGGGCUCAACGAACUAGUCGAGAACCCUCACUUCGGUGGAACCAGUGUCAGUCUACCGUACAAGACGGAAUGCAUACCUCUCCUUCAUUCAAUGUCCCCGCAUGCGCGCGCCAUUGGCGCUGUGAACACAUUGAUUCCCAUCCGAGAUCUAGCCAGCAAGGCCUUAAAUGCGGAAGAUUCCACCCUUUACAUCGAGAAAAGCCGAGCUGGCCCCGUCAAAGCCCUGCACGGGGAUAACACUGACUGGAUCGGAAUCACCAAUUGCUUUCGUCGUGGACUGUCACCAGCCAACGCAAUUCGUCCUUCCUCGACUGGACUGGUCAUUGGGGCAGGUGGUAUGGCGCGUGCCGCCAUUUACUCGAUGAUUCACAUCGGUGUCGAGAAUAUCUUUAUUUACAAUCGCACCGUUUCCAAUGCCGAGAGGCUUGCUUACCAUUACAACCGUCAGAAUCUCCACGUCCAUGGCAGUGACUCCCCUGAUGGCCGGCGACCAAAGUUCCACAUCCUGAAAUCCUCGCACGACCCUUGGCCAAUCGCGUAUAAACAGCCCACCGUGAUUUGUUCUUGUAUCCCAGCACAUAGUAUCGGUGGUCAACCCGCACCUAAUACGGAGAUGCCUUUGCAGUGGCUUGAGAGUUCUACAGGGGGUGUUGUGGUUGAUCUAGCCUACAAACCCCUGAACACACCACUCAUAAAACAGAUCCGAUCACUCUCCCACCGCGGCUGGGUCGCCCUCGAUGGUCUAGACGUCCUCCCCGAGCAGGGAUUCGCCCAAUUCGAACUCUUUACCGGCCGUCGUGCCCCCCGACGACUGAUGCGCACCGUCGUAUUGCAAGAAUACAGAGGCGAAGAAGGCCAGUAUGAUCCUAGUGCCAUCCAGAGCCGUUUGGAGCACCUGGAUGGGCAGCCAACUUGA
Messenger RNA from Aspergillus tanneri, 2760 nucleotides. RefSeq names its product putative quinate pathway repressor protein QutR. NCBI's taxonomy places the organism in Eukaryota, Fungi, Ascomycota, Eurotiomycetes, Eurotiales, Aspergillaceae. The record is from RefSeq and is a predicted model, not a curated record. Gene Ontology annotation, biological process: chorismate biosynthetic process. The transcript has 2 exons. The coding region runs from base 1 to 2760 and encodes 919 amino acids. Gene Ontology annotation, molecular function: 3-phosphoshikimate 1-carboxyvinyltransferase activity; 3-dehydroquinate dehydratase activity; shikimate 3-dehydrogenase (NADP+) activity.